AUGCAUUUUCUUUCCACUCCGUUUGUAUUUCUCUUUCUUUCUCUUCUCUCUCUCACUCAUCUAUCUAUCUAUCUAUCUAUCUAUCUUCUUUCAUUCCCGAACUUUUGCUACUCAUAUUUACCUUAUCACUGUGCACCUAAACAUCUCUUUUCUUUACUUUUUCUCUUUUUCUCACUAGUCAUCAUUUUCCGUCAAAUUCUCUUUCUGUUCCACUAUCCUCUAAAUUUUGAUCCCCCACCCAUGUUCCACUUUAUAACUUCUUUUAUCUAUCGUCAUUCAUAUAUAACAUCUACUUGCUUACUGCUUUUUAGUGCAUCUCCAUUCAUCUUCCAAUCUUUCUACAUUACUCCUCUCUCUUUAUUUACCAUUCUCUCCAUAUACCCCUCUCUUUCUGGCUUUCUUUCUCGAUCUAAAGAUUCUACUUCGUGCGCACACAUCAUACUACUUAAACGCAGUCAAAUUUCCUUAAUUCCCCCUAUACAUUUUUUUCUCCACUCAUUCUUUCCUUUCUUUUUCUUUCGUUUCUUCAUAAAAUAUUUUAUUUUCCUUCUGAUUCUCCCUUCAGUCGUUCCUUCUUUCUUUCUUUCGUUUGUUUGUUUCUUUCUUUUUUCUUUCUUUCUUAACGUCAUACAUACUUUUUUAUUUCUCUUCACUCGUACAUUAUUGUUUCUUUCUUUUCUUUUCUUUUCUUUUCUUUUAUUUUUUUUCUUUGUUUUUUUUAUUCUGUUCUUUCUUUCUUCAUAUGAAUAUUAUAUUGUUUUAAUUUUUAUUAAUUCCUUCUUUCUUUUUUGUCAAUUUAUGUCUUUUUUCUCUUUCUUCAAACAUUUUCUAUUUCUCUCCUCAGUUGUUCUUACUUUUUUCAUACAUUAUUUUAUUUUCUUUCUAUUUUUCUCCUCGGAUAUUCUUACUUUCUUAUGUUUGUUUAAUUCUAUCUUCUAG
This is a messenger RNA of Acanthosepion pharaonis, 939 nucleotides long. Lineage: Eukaryota; Metazoa; Mollusca; Cephalopoda; Sepiida; Sepiidae. The record is from the annotation of a GenBank genome assembly.